This is a messenger RNA of Pungitius pungitius (ninespine stickleback), 1152 nucleotides long. It is a transcript of the gene hce2l1, whose product is annotated as high choriolytic enzyme 2-like 1. The transcript is spliced from 9 exons. Bases 1 to 855 code for a protein of 284 amino acids. The record is from RefSeq and is a predicted model, not a curated record. Gene Ontology annotation, molecular function: zinc ion binding; metalloendopeptidase activity. Gene Ontology annotation, biological process: proteolysis. NCBI's taxonomy places the organism in Eukaryota, Metazoa, Chordata, Actinopteri, Perciformes, Gasterosteidae.
AUGCACUCUGCCAUGAUGCUUCUGGGUGUUUUGUUUGGCUUGCUGACCCAGGCGUGCACUCUACCCAUCAAGAAUUCUACUGGAGUGCACGAGGGAAAAGUGAGAUCGAAAAGGAAAUACUCAGAUGAAAUGCCGGACCGCGAUGAAAUGAACACAAUGGAUCAAAUCCUGGACGUCAACCGGAGAUUGCGAGGCCCCCGAGGACUUACCUUCAAAGAGGGAGAUAUUGCGAGCUCAUAUCCGCGGAGUGCCAUAACUUGCCCAGACAACGCCUGUAUGUGGCAAAAAUCAGUUGAUGGAUUUGUUUAUGUCCCCUUCAUGCUCUCUCCACUAUAUGAUGAUAUGGACAGAAUCACCAUAGAAACUGGGAUGCAAGACAUCGCCUCAGGAACGUGUAUUAAAUUCAUUCCACGCACUCACGAAGCCAACUUCCUGGAUAUUCAGCCUCGAUAUGGCUGUUGGUCGUUUCUGGGGCAGACCGGAGGCAGCCAGGUCCUGUCCCUGCAGACACCCGGGUGCAUGUGGUCAGGAGUGGCCUCGCACGAGUUAAUGCACGCCCUGGGCUUUGUCCACGAGCAGUCUCGCUCGGACCGGGACCAGUAUGUCUCCAUUGUGUGGAGAAACAUCAUGCCAGACCAAAUUCAUAACUUCAGGAAACAUGUGACGAAUAACCUCAACACUCCGUAUGACUACAAUUCUGUCAUGCAUUAUGGAAGAUAUGCAUUCUCUGAAGAUGGCGGACCAACAAUAAUCCCCAGACCAGAUCCUUACAUUCCCAUUGGCCAGCGAGAUGGACCCAGUAGUCUAGAUCUUCAUAAAAUAAAUGUCCUAUAUAACUGUGGUGUCAAUAAUUAACGGACGGAUGACGUGGUUUACAAUAACUUCUUGUGUUGAGUAUGGUCAGAUUGGUGUAAAGCAAUUUUGUCUUUCCAUAAUUUACCUAUUAUCACUCUGGUCUGUAUUUAUACAGACAAUCUACUAAUCUGUGCUUAAGAUAGGGAUGAAUAAAAUAAGCAAGUAAGAAACCAGCGUGAUUUUAAAAUGCCUCCUGCUGCCAAUUGGAUCACUGCAACUUAUCGUUGAAUCGGCUUGUUUCAUUUUUGCCUCCUUCUCUGCUUCUCCUCAUUUAAAAUAAAGGAAGUGCAACUUUAA